AACCCUCUUCUCUUCCUCUCCUCCUCCCACCCUUUUUUUUUCUUUAUAUAUUAAAACGUUUUUUUGUUCAUUCGCCCUUUCGCUGUUUUAUUUGGUUUUUGUUUAAUAGCUUAACUGACUCUCUGAAAUAUCGCGGAUCUUUGGUUUUCUACACGCAUUUUCGCUUUUAAUUAUAGCCUGAUUUUACUCGGAAGAUGAGGCUGGAGGAAGAGUUCUCUCAUUGCGACAACUACGACGAAGAGGAGGAACCCAAAACGAUGUCGCAAUGUUCCAUCGGAGCUUUACAACAACAACAACAGCAGCAAAAGUUUGUCGUUGUCGGUUAUGCCCUUACCUCUAAGAAAAUCAAGAGCUUUUUACAACCAAAGUUCGAAGGUUUAGCCAGGAAUAAGGGGAUAUUAUUUGUUGCAAUUGAUCAAAAUAGACCUCUCUCAGACCAGGGUCCUUUUGAUAUUGUAUUGCACAAGUUGACAGGAAAAGAAUGGCGCCAGAUUCUUGAGGAUUAUAGACAAACACAUCCAGAAGUCACAGUUCUAGAUCCUCCUGAUGCCAUACAACAUUUACACAAUCGCCAAUCGAUGCUACAAUGCGUUGCAGACAUGAAUUUAUCUACCUCCUAUGGAAGAGUUGGUGUUCCCAGGCAAUUAGUCAUUAAAAAGGAUGCAUCUUCUAUUGCUGAUGCUGUAGAUAAAGCUGGGUUGAUACUACCCCUUGUUGCAAAACCAUUGGUUGCUGAUGGAAGUGCAAAGUCACAUGAAUUGUCACUUGCUUAUGAUCAGUACUCCCUCCAGAAACUAGAACCUCCACUUGUUCUUCAGGAGUUUGUUAACCAUGGAGGUGUUCUCUUUAAGGUUUAUAUUGUUGGAGAAGCCAUUAAAGUGGUCAGGCGUUUCUCAUUACCUGAUGUAACUAAAAGAGAACUCUCUAAAGUUACGGGUGUUUUUCGGUUUCCACGGGUUUCCUGUGCUGCAGCUUCUGCAGAUGAUGCAGAUUUGGACCCUAGUGUGGCUGAACUUCCCCCUCGCCCUUUACUUGAAAGACUGGCCAAAGAGCUUAGGUGGCGACUGGGUCUUCGGCUAUUUAACCUAGACAUUAUCCGGGAGCAUGGAACUAGAGAUCAUUUUUAUGUGAUUGACAUAAAUUACUUUCCUGGGUAUGGGAAAAUGCCGGGGUAUGAACAUAUAUUUACAGACUUCCUCUUGAGCCUUGUGCAGAGUCGAUACAAGAAAAGAUCUAGCUAGAAACUUAAUGGAAGCCUAGGACACUCCAAAGCAUCAGAUGGUGUUGUUAAUAAUCAUAUGCAAGAUAUGAUGUGUUCGCGGUUGUUCCAUUACCCCUUUGUAUAGCAUCGAGCUGGUGGAGGGUGCAUAUCAAAGCACAAAAGAAGUCAAGCCUCCAAGUUAAGUAGUUUACAUGGAGCUGGUAGAGGAUUGUCCCCCCUACUACUACAUAGGUGUUAAAUGAUGUAAACAGCUCUUUGGAAAUCAGAUUUGUGGUGGCUCAAUUCUUUUCUUCUACUUUGUAUUUACCCUUUUGCUGUUGCAUGUAAACAUGUUGAUGGGUGGAGCUCUUUCUGCAACCAGCCAAUAACAUCAUCUGAUGUUUCGUCUUUUUAUUAAAUACACAUUGUUUUGUUCUUUCCAA
This is a messenger RNA of Gossypium raimondii (Peruvian cotton), 1644 nucleotides long. Its product is annotated as inositol-tetrakisphosphate 1-kinase 3. Gene Ontology annotation, biological process: inositol trisphosphate metabolic process. The record is from RefSeq and is a predicted model, not a curated record. Lineage: Eukaryota; Viridiplantae; Streptophyta; Magnoliopsida; Malvales; Malvaceae. Bases 195 to 1241 code for a protein of 348 amino acids. Gene Ontology annotation, molecular function: inositol-1,3,4-trisphosphate 6-kinase activity; magnesium ion binding; inositol-3,4,5,6-tetrakisphosphate 1-kinase activity. The transcript has 10 exons. Gene Ontology annotation, cellular component: cytoplasm.